AUGACGACCCCGAUCAUAGCCGGUGAUGCGGCAUUAGGUCCAGUUUAUUUCUGGCGCGAAUUCGAACAACCCUACGGUUUUCUAAGCCAAUGGUAUGAGUCGGCUUUUGAGGUGGACGGCGUGACAUAUGUGACGGCGGAGAUGUGGAUGAUGGUGCAGAAGGCGGGGUUGUUUGGGGAUGAGGAAACGGCGCAGGCGAUGAUGAAGACGACGGUGCCGAGUGAGCAUCAGGCGCUUGGGAGAAAGGCUAGGGGGUUUGAUCGGGGGAAGUGGGAUGAGCACAAGAGUCGAAUCGUCGAGGAGGGGAAUUAUCACAAGUUCACCAAGGGCAAGGAGAGUACGGAGAUGGCGAGGUUGUUGCUUGCGACUGGUGAGAGGGAGUUGGUUGAGGCGUCCCCGACGGAUCGGAUAUGGGGCGUCGGUUUUGCUGCGGCAAACGCUGGGGAUAAUCGCGAGCAAUGGGGGGAGAAUCGACUUGGGAAAGCGAUCAUGAAUGUCAGGCAGAAGUUGAGGGAGGAGGGCAGAUGA
Saxophila tyrrhenica is the source of this 528-nucleotide messenger RNA. RefSeq lists its product as uncharacterized. The transcript is spliced from 4 exons. NCBI's taxonomy places the organism in Eukaryota, Fungi, Ascomycota, Dothideomycetes, Mycosphaerellales, Extremaceae. The coding region runs from base 1 to 528 and encodes 175 amino acids. The record is from RefSeq and is a predicted model, not a curated record.